CAACAACAACAACAACAACAACAACAACAACAACAACAACAACAACAACAACAACAACAACAACAACAACAACAACAACAGCCAAGCUCGGAUAAUGAUAGUAUAUUUUUGCCAACAACUCUUAUAGUGGAUUGUGAUUUGGACGCCAUCGAUCAUCCAUCUUUACGAGAACAUUCACGCAACAAAGGAUCAGCAAUAUCACAACAACAUACAUCAUCAUCAAACCUUGCCGAAUCCACCACGACAAGUCGCAUUGUGCUCGAAACUUUACAGCAACUGUUUGAUAUCUCGAUGAUUCCAAAAUUAUGUGUGGUGGAUGUCCGGUUGCGCAAUUCAUCUCUUAUCAAUCUUUCUCCUUCAGAUCGACCUUACCAACGUUGUCCUCGUACUCCUGAAUCAUCGAAACUUUGUGUCGAAACCCCACAAGAAGAAACCAGCAACCACUUUUAUCUUCAAAUGCUCACUAAGCCAUUCAAGAACACCAAGCUUAUCCAAUGUCUUCAUCUCUUAUCAAGUCCUGUUCCUACUUCGUCUGUCUCAUUACUACAAUCGUCACCAAUGACAACAACCGAACAAGUAGCAAAUCCUUCUUCCUCUUCAUUUGUAAGAAACGGUUGGGAUUCUUUUCUUCGCUUUACUGGUACUAUUAACACUGGGUUAGGGAACAACAACAACAACAACAACAAAGUGAUGAUGACACCAAUACCGGAUGAUACAAUGAACACACCUACCUCAGGUACAUAUAUAUCAAUGUUGGCGCCCAACAAUUCUAUUGGUUCUGGCAAACAAGCGCAACUUCCAGAUUGGUCUGAAAAAUUGACUUCAGUACGUGCAUUACUCGUAGAUGACAACCCGGUGAAUCAAAAGGUACUAACACGGAUGCUGAAUCGAUUGGGAUUGACAUGCGACGUGGCUCAAAAUGGACGAGAAGCAGUGGAAAAAUGGAUCACAUCGGAGCAACAAGGUAUACCUCUUCAAUUGAUAUUCAUGGAUGUGUUUAUGCCGGAAAUGAAUGGUUUGGAAGCAACGACAAAGAUACGCUCAGAAUCGUCUACUACGGCCACUCGUCCUUAUAUCAUUGCGAUGACUGCUUGUGUGAUGGCUGGAGAUAGGGAAAAAUGCAUUGAUGCUGGAAUGAAUGGUUAUGUCAGUAAGCCAGUGCGGAAAGAGGAAUUGGAAGCAGCUAUCCAUACGUUUACUCAAGUAGCAGCAAGUGAAAAGAAACAAGGCGAUACUAGCAUCGACUAGAAAAAUGAACUAAAUGGGAAAGAUACUGAAUUCAGAUUAGUGCUUUUUUUUUUAUUUAAAAUCAAUCAAUAAAAAAAAAAAACAUCAUAUUU
Molecule: messenger RNA, 1340 nt
Organism: Halteromyces radiatus
Lineage: Eukaryota; Fungi; Mucoromycota; Mucoromycetes; Mucorales; Cunninghamellaceae
Product: CheY-like superfamily
Exons: 2
Coding region: 292-1248 (318 amino acids)
Biological process (GO): phosphorelay signal transduction system
Source: RefSeq, a predicted model, not a curated record